AUACAGGAUCCGCAGAAAGGUUUGUUUUUCGUUUGGUUCCAACUCCCUUGACCUCACCGAGAUGUUGAUGAUGAUGAUGAUGAAGAGGAAGCUGCCUACACGUCUGCUGGGCGUGGCCAUGCUCUUGGUCUCGGCCCACAGUCUGCUGCCUCCAUCCAGUGAGGAGCUCAAACAAAUCUCCCAGCUGGGAGAAAAGUACCUGGACAAGCAGAUCGAUAACGCCAUCAACGGAGUGAAGGAGAUGAAGACGGUGAUGGAAAAAUCAGGAGAGGAACACAAUAAAUUUCUCAGCGCCCUGGAGAAAACCAAACAGCAGAAAGAGGAUGCAUUACGUGAGGCGCAGCAGAUGGAGGAGAAGCUGAACGAGGAGCAGGAGGUGUGUAACGACACCAUGCAGGGCCUGUGGGAGGAGUGUAAGCCCUGUCUGAAGAACACUUGCGUCAAGUUCUACUCCAGGACCUGCAGCAGUGGAGCUGGCAUGGUCGGCAGGCAGCUGGAGAGGGUUCUCAAUAGAACCUCUCCAUUCUCCAUCUGGAUUAACGGUCAAAACAUGGACGUUCUGGAGAAGGAAGACCGGAGACAGAGCCAGGAGUUCCAGAACCUGGAAGAGCGUUUCUCAGAGGUGGCGGAAGGCGUAGACAGCAUCUUCCUGGACAGCAUGAAGGUCUUUGACCACAUGCGGUCCCUCAACCCCGGCCCCCUCUUCCCCAGCCCCUUCCGCAUGCCCAGCCUCUGGCAAGGGGCAGGCCAGGAGGGUCAGGGGCAGGUCCAGGUGGCUGCAGAGCUGGACAUGGGAGGUUCUCGUGUCAGACGCUCCCCAUUUCAGGGUCCAAUGUUCCACGGGUUCCACGACACGUUCUUCCCCAUGAUGGACAUGGCAAAGAACAUCUUCGGAUCCUUGGGGCCCCUUAUGGAUCCUGACAGCAACCUGGACACCAUUCCCUCAGAGGACGGGAGUGUGAACGAAGAUGUGGUCCUGACCCGGCCCUUCGGCAACGGCCAGAUGACCUGCAGGGAGAUUCGCCGUAACUCCGCCGGCUGUAUCAACUUACGCGAGGAGUGCGAGAAGUGCAAGGAGAUCCAGUCCGUUGACUGCUCAGGUAAGAAGCCUCUGGAAGGUCCCAUCAAGAAGGAGCUUGAACAGGCCUUGGCCAUGGCUGAGAGGUUCACCCAGGAGUACAACUCCUUGCUGAGGGAAUUUGAGGAGAAGAUGCUCAACACCUCCUCCCUUCUGGACCUCUUCAACCACCAGUUUGGCUGGGUCUCCUCCCUCGCCAACAGCACCAAGACCAAGGAUGGCAUCUUCAGGAUUAAGGCGGUGAUCUCCCAGGACAACAAGGACACAGGCGACUCAAAUGACACCAGCGUGUCGGUGCAGCUGUUCGAUGCCCCGCCCAUGACCUUCUCCGUUCCCGGUGACAUCUCCUGGAGCGACCCCAAGUUCUAUGAAGUGGUGGCCCAGGGAGCCCUGGAACGCUACAAGCAGACGACCGUAGUUGCAUAGUGAGCAGCGGAGGACACAGGGCAGUGUCUGCUGAAGAAAUACGCGCUGGGCCAGAACACACGAAUGUAAACGUAGUCUCACAAUCCCUGUCUUUGCAAAUAACAUUAGAACAACGUCAGCACAGCUGUAGGAAUCUAACCAGCAGGUAGACAUGCGAGGUGGAGUCUCUUAAAUGUUGUUUUCUUAGUUCCUCACACCCUGUGGUGAGGUCUCUUCUGGAAUCACAUUGGAGGAGAGAAUUCAAUGUGAAGAAGCCCCAUGCCCACUCAGGAGUUAAGGAAAGGAGGCGAGGAGCCAAGUUAUGCCUUCGGAGACUCCCAGAGUAGUGUUCUCGAACAGAGAGUAGUGCUGUUAGCCUUGACGGACCCCUGCUUAUCUCUGCUCACGUCCAGGGUCCAACACUGUACUGUGCUUCUGUAUAUACUCUACAGAGCCACGCGGUAUUAAAAGAAUGGUGAGACCGUUAA
Molecule: messenger RNA, 1971 nt
Organism: Osmerus eperlanus (European smelt)
Lineage: Eukaryota; Metazoa; Chordata; Actinopteri; Osmeriformes; Osmeridae
Gene: clu
Product: clusterin
Exons: 9
Coding region: 62-1504 (480 amino acids)
Cellular component (GO): nucleus
Molecular function (GO): misfolded protein binding
Source: RefSeq, a predicted model, not a curated record